Sphaeroforma arctica JP610 is the source of this 345-nucleotide messenger RNA. RefSeq lists its product as hypothetical. The transcript is spliced from 2 exons. The record is from RefSeq and is a predicted model, not a curated record. The annotation marks the transcript as partial. Lineage: Eukaryota; Ichthyosporea; Ichthyophonida.
AGGCUUGUGGUAGCGUUCCUAGAUAAUGCGACCGAAUCCCAGGUGACCACUGUACUGGACGCCGCCAUCAACAAUCUUCUGAUGGACUUUGCAAAUAUUAUGAUCCCAGAAAUCGAGACAGACACGGUCACUUGGAAUAAGACUAACGAUGCCAUGCAGUUCAUGGCGUAUUCCAUGAGUGCCACGCAGAAGGGCCGUGGAUGGAACUUGCUGAAGCCCACCCUCCUGGCUGCACGGUCAAAUGCAGAUGUCUAUCUGGAGGAGAACAAAUUGCCUCCUUACGACCAAGAAUAGGAGUUGAAUGAGAAAAUAAAUGAUACGAUUAAAUUAGAUUAAAGUCUAAAG